Messenger RNA from Ailuropoda melanoleuca (giant panda), 3928 nucleotides. It is a transcript of the gene DUSP13B, whose product is annotated as dual specificity phosphatase 13B. Gene Ontology annotation, cellular component: cytoplasm. NCBI's taxonomy places the organism in Eukaryota, Metazoa, Chordata, Mammalia, Carnivora, Ursidae. Gene Ontology annotation, biological process: negative regulation of MAPK cascade; protein dephosphorylation. Gene Ontology annotation, molecular function: protein tyrosine/serine/threonine phosphatase activity; MAP kinase phosphatase activity. The record is from RefSeq and is a predicted model, not a curated record. The transcript has 4 exons. Bases 1815 to 2765 code for a protein of 316 amino acids.
GGCCUUGCAUUUAGUAUCUCAUGAAAUUCUCGCAGCAGCCCCAUGAAGGAACUGGGUCAGCAAAGACCAUACAAAUACCAGACCUGAGAACUCUGCCCGGAUCUGUCCUCCUCCAAGGCCUGCAUGCUGAGUGCAGAGCCCCACUGGCAGUCCACCAUUGGCUGCCCACCUGCCACCUGCCCCAAGGCGUCCUUUGCCAGACUCCUCAUGUGUCCUGCCCUGAGACCUCUGGCCUCCACUGUCCUGUGGCCACAGUCCCAUCUGCAUGGGGAGGAGGGGGGGAAGCAGAGAGCCUGGGUAGGAGGGAAGACCAGUGGGAGCAUCUGGAGCUUUAGCUGAGGAGGCGGAUGGCCACAGCUGCCCCCUUGCCCUGAGGAGGCCUGUGCCUUGGCCGGAGGCCCCGGGCAUGCAGGGUGGUGUGGAGGGACCAUGAGCGCCUAGGAGAGGCUGGGGAGAGCCACAUGGAGAGGAGGAGGGACACACGCAAAGACAGAAAACCAGCACGUAAACCUGUAAACAACAGCACGAGAGCAGAGACGCCUUGCCUAUGGAGGCCACUGCUGGGUUAGGGAGAAGACACAGGAAGGAGGCAGAAUGAGGGCUGGAGUGAAUGAGGAGAAGAGCCAGGUCUGGCCUGUCCCUACGAAAUGUUGGGCGCAUGCAUGCUUCGCUCUGCGGUAGCCAAGGAGAUGUGGGGGAGGAGUCAGGCCAGCUCUGGGGGCAGCAGAAACCAGGGGAGCUGCUGUAGCCACCGACUUCUCCUCCUUGAAGGAUGAGUCAUUGGGAAGGGGGCUGGACCCAGUGGGAUAAAGCAGACAGUGUGGGGGUACAUCCGUGAGCAUCAGGUGUGAGGCUCUAGGUAGGACCAGACAAGGAGUACCCCUAAGUACAAGGAAAAGGCCCAUUCUCCAGACUUGGACCUAAGGCCCCUCAGGGGUUGAAACAGUGACUGUGGCCUAGCAGCCCCCAAUCCUUGACGCCUAUGCUGUUUCCUCCUCUUCCCUGGAGUCCCCUGGGGCCAGCUCUGUCUCAGCCAGACCCUGGCUGCUUACUCCCUGGCACAGCUGGGCUGCAAUGCACCCACUGGCCACAGGGUGGCGGCCAUACCCCAUGUCAAGCUCAAAGGCCGGGGUGGGCCUGCCCAGCUUCGCAGAGCUCCAUUUCAACCGACCUGUGGCUCGCUCAGCCCCAGCUUUUGGCUCCACACCAGUGUGGCUGUUGGACAAGUCUGGGGCCAGGAGCUUUCCCCACCCCAACACACGACGCUGCUCCCUAACCUGUGGUUCCCACAAACGCAGCCACUGCUCUCUAUUGCAGGUCAGAACCCCCCCACCCAGGGAACCCUAAAUUCAGGCAAGGCCAGGAUCUAGCACACGAGAAAGACAGACCAUGGCCCAGAUGGGAGCAAAGACUUGCUGGAGGCCACAGAAUGAGUUACGGCCACGCUCUCCUCCCUCCCUCCAAAGUUCUCUUUUCACAACUUCUGGUAGCCUCUCAUGUCCAUGGGGAGUUCCAGGGCCAAGAGCCUUUCGUCCCAAAGAGAUGCCAAGCAGAGAGCGGCCUAGGGGUUUGGAAGGACUGCGCUUCUGUCCACAGCAGCCUAGGUCUGCUCUCAGACCCCACCCCCACCGGCUCCAAGGGAAGGACCUGGAAUUCUAGCCACUUCACAGCAUUUGUGUUCUGGGCGGAACCUGCCCUGGUUCCGCUCGGAGGCUGAGUCCUAUCCCUGUACCCACUCCCCCAUUCCCGGCCUCAGGCCAUGCCCUAGGUAGGUGGCAGGCCACUCAGCCUGCCCUGAGAGGUCAGAGUGGGGGAUGAGGGGGAAAGCCGGGUCUUCACUUCCACCCUGCCCACCAGCUGCCCACUGGGUGAGCUUGGCCAAGCCGGUGGCCUCCUGGGUACCCAUUUCUCUUCCUGGGCCCAUCACUGCCUACCCAAGAGAAAAGAUGUUCUUUCCAGUUUGUACCUUCCCUGGUUACUGGUUGAGGGGGCCAGGGACAAUUAGCCAAGAUAGGCACUCCUUCCCAGCACCUCGCCAGCCCCAGGUUCUGGUGCCGCUGACCUCCCAGCUCUGCAGGGGCCUGGACACCCCCAGACAGCCGACUCCUGACACAAGCCACCUCACCUGGGUGAGGCCUGACCUGCAGCACUGGCCUGAGUCGUGGGGGAUGGACUCGCUGCCGAAGCAGGAUCUCCGGAGGCCCAAGAUCCACGGGGCAGCCCGGGGGUCCCACUACCAGCCGCCCACGCUGGCCCACCUCCAGCGCUUGCUGUGGGUCCGUCGGGCCGCCAUGCUGAGCCACGUCAAUGAGGUCUGGCCCAACCUCUUCCUAGGAGAUGCGUACACAGCCCGGGACAAGAGCAAGCUGACCCAGCUGGGCAUCACCCAUGUCAUAAAUGUUGCUGCGGGCAAGUUUCAGGUGGACACGGGUGCCAAGUUUUACCGUGGAAUGCCCUUGGAGUACUAUGGCAUUGAGGCUGAUGACAACCCCUUCUUCGACCUCAGUGUCUACUUUCUACCUGUUGCUCGAUACAUCCGAACUGCCCUGAGUGUUCCCCAAGGCCGUGUGCUGGUACACUGUGCUAUGGGGGUGAGCCGCUCUGCUACAGUUGUCCUGGCAUUCCUCAUGAUCUGCGAGAACAUGACCCUGGUGGAGGCCAUCCAGACAGUGCAGGCCCACCGUGAUAUCUGCCCCAACUCGGGCUUCCUCCGGCAGCUCCAGGUUCUGGACAACCGACUGGGGCGGGAGACGGGGCGGCUCUGACUUGGUGAGCAGCCAGGAGCCCUGACCCUCUGGCCGGCAUGGCCCAACCCAACCAGCCUGGCCCUGGGGACAGCUGUUGUUUCCAAUGACCUUGAGGUAUAAAUAGCAAGUGGGGGCUUAGCUGAGGCAGAAGCAGGGAGAAUUGAGUGGUGACCUUUGGCAGGUGGAUUUCCCUGACCCAAUCCAGAGAUUCUUUAUACAAAAGAGAGUUCAGUCUGUCUCUAUAAUAAAAGGUUCAUCAUAAUAAAGACAGGAGCUCUUCUGGUGGUUUGUGGGGUAGGGUCUUACUCCCAGGAUGGUCAUGAGGGUCCAGAAGUCUUACCAGCUCUGAGUCAGCAUGAUGGCAGCCUACAGAAGGAGUCUGUCUGUUUCCAUGAAGACAGAGGGCAGGUGAGGAUUAAUCAGCGGUAUCUGUCUCAGGUGCAAAAGGGAGGAGCGAGGGUACAGGUGCUGAGAAUUUGCUGGCCCUUUCCUCAUCUUGGCCUCCCUCAUACCUUCACCCAAGAGCCAGGCUGUCGGAAUCAAGCCUGAUGUUCAGUGCGUCAGCAUCCUCUCCUUGCCCACCCUAGCAAAACGCGAUCGUCAAAAACUGGCUGUGUAAGUAGCAGCUCUUGAAUCUUUUCAUCAAUGCUGUACUUUCAAAAGGACUGACUCAAACGAGAGGCAUCUGGAAAACACAAGCAUGAACCGAGACGAUAGGGUCUGGGGAGGAGACAGCCCAGAAAUCCCAGGCAAAGGAUGGUUAUAUGAUGGAGCAAAAGAUUUUGUUCUGAGUUUCUUCGUAUUUGUGCCCUAAUAAAACAAUGUAAAAAGCCCCCAGGCUCCUCAGGGUUCUGGCAGCUGCCUCUUCUCUCCUGCAGAGUUCCCACCCUGCUUGUGGGGGGGUGGUCCCCUAGCCCCCACAGCCUCAGUUCCCAUCUCCGGGCUGAUGAUUCCUGGACCCCUCGAGGCAGCCCAGGUGCCCCCGCCGAGCUUCAAACCUCUGUAUCCCACUGCCCACCUCUAUUUGAACAUUGCACUUGAAUUUCAAACUCAGCUGCACUUUGUAUCAGCCCCGCCCCACAGGCUGAAUUCUUCCUACUUCUUCCUUUGAGUGAAGAGUUCCGACAGCCAUUUUUUUUUUAAAGAUUUUAUUUAUUUAUUUGACAGAGAGAGCCAGCGAG